GGGAGAAGCAGCUGUUGGAGGAGGAGAGUGAGACAAAGAAGGAGCAAGGGGGGGCUGUCCUUACUUGCUCUCCUUGGCGUGGGAGGGGGCACAGCGAGGGGACUAAAGAGGAGCCCCGGUCAUUUUAUGUUUGCUGCGUGCACGGGCGAACGCAUGUGAGAGAGAGGCAUCAAAAAAAAAAAAAGAAACAAGACAAAAAAAGGGAAACCUUCCUUUGCCUUCCACUCCGGCCAUCAUGCACUGCAGGGGGAGGAGGGCGCUUCUUCUUCCCUGGCUGGCCGCGCUCCUGGCCGGGUUCCUGGCGGCCGGCUCGGAGUUCCAGCAUCACCACUACGAGGACAUGGUGAGAGCUUUGUUCGCCGUGCACAACCAGUGCCCCUACGUCACGCGCGUCUACAGCGUGGGCCGCAGCGUGGAGGCGCGCCACCUUUACGUGCUGGAGUUCAGCGACAACCCGGGCAUCCACGAGGCGCUGGAACCCGAGUUCAAGUACGUGGGCAACAUGCACGGCAACGAGGUGCUCGGCCGCGAGCUGCUCAUCAAGUUCUCCCAAUUUCUAUGCGAGGAAUUCCAGGCGGGAAACCAGCGGAUCAUGAGGCUCAUCUACGACACGCGCAUCCACAUCAUGCCCUCCAUGAACCCCGAUGGCUACGAGGUGGCCGCCAGACAGGGUCCCGAGUUCAACGGCUACCUGGUCGGACGAGGCAACGUGCGGGAAAUCGACCUGAACCGUAACUUUCCGGACCUGAACGCGCUCAUGUAUUACUAUGAGAAGACCAACGGACCGAACCACCACCUCCCGCUGCCUGACAACUGGGAGCAGCAGGUAGAACCGGAGACACGUGCAGUCAUCAAAUGGAUGCAAAACCACAAUUUUGUCCUGUCUGCCAACCUUCACGGCGGAGCCGUGGUGGCCAACUACCCCUUUGACAAAUCUCGAGACGCCCGCAUCCGAGGGAGGACCACCUACGCCGCCACCCAGGAUGACAAAAUCUUCCGAAACUUGGCGAAGACUUACUCGUACGCACAUAGCUGGAUGCACAACGGCUGGAACUGCGGCGACUACUUUGAAGAGGGGAUCACCAAUGGCGCCAGCUGGUACUCCCUGUCUAAGGGCAUGCAGGACUUCAACUAUUUACACACAAACUGUUUUGAGAUCACGCUGGAGCUGAGCUGCGACAAGUUUCCGUCCGAGUCGUCGUUGCCCAGAGAAUGGUUGGGCAAUCGCGAGGCGCUAGUUUCCUUUGUGGAACAGGUGCAUCAAGGGCUAAAAGGCAUGGUGUAUGAUGAAAACAACAACCCGAUUAAGAAUGCUGAGAUCUCCGUGUCGGGCAUCAACCACGACGUCACCAGUGGAGUGCACGGUGAUUAUUUCCGACUGCUGUUGCCCGGCACGUACACGGUGACGGCCACCGCCCCGGGUUACACCGUCUCCUUGAGCACCAUCGUGGUGGGACCGGCUGAAGCCACCCAGCAUAAUUUUUACUUGAAGAAAAAGGUACCCAAACUGACCGUGAAGACAAAGAACCACGGCAGGAGGAACCUGUCAUUUCCCAAGUCCACUUUAAAGCUGGGCCCGAGAUGAGGUAGCAAUUUCGGGAACACGCACACAUGCACACACAGUACUUUUAAUUUAGUAGUUCUGUGUUUGUUUUUUUUGUUUAAGUUUGUUUGUUAAUACCAGUGGUUUAAAUAAUUAUUCCAAGAACAAUGUAUUUAUGUAACAGUAUAACUGCACAUGAAGAUGGCUGUCUUUUUUUUGGGGGGGGGGAAUUGAGAUUUGCUGAAUAUAAAAAUAAAAGAAUGUGUUUUCUUCUCCUGUCACGUGACUUAACUUCUUAAAUAUCUGAUAUUUUUCUGAUGAGUAUGAAAACAUCCUAUUAAAAAAGUCCCUUUUGAGUGAUGGAGUACUUCUUCAGUGCAAGUUUUUCCAGAGGGUGGCGGCAAAGGACAAGAUGUCACAAAGCCUAUUUGCAACUAACAUGAGAGAGCACUGUCACAUAAAAACUCACAAGUGUAAAUAAAA
Messenger RNA from Syngnathus acus (greater pipefish), 2026 nucleotides. It is a transcript of the gene cpn1, whose product is annotated as carboxypeptidase N, polypeptide 1. Gene Ontology annotation, molecular function: zinc ion binding; metallocarboxypeptidase activity. The record is from RefSeq and is a predicted model, not a curated record. The coding region runs from base 236 to 1585 and encodes 449 amino acids. NCBI's taxonomy places the organism in Eukaryota, Metazoa, Chordata, Actinopteri, Syngnathiformes, Syngnathidae. Gene Ontology annotation, biological process: proteolysis. The transcript is spliced from 9 exons.